This is a messenger RNA of Micromonas commoda, 2802 nucleotides long. RefSeq lists its product with no specific name. The record is from RefSeq and is a predicted model, not a curated record. The annotation marks the transcript as partial. Lineage: Eukaryota; Viridiplantae; Chlorophyta; Mamiellophyceae; Mamiellales; Mamiellaceae. The transcript has a single exon.
GCCGAAAACGAGGUCGCGUUCGACGUCACGUCCACCCUGGGCACCGCCCUCGUGGUGGCCGUGCCCAGGAACGGUUGCACGACGGACGCGCUGCGCAGGGCGGUGGCCGCCGAGCACGAGCAGUGCCGCCCAGAGUUUGGAAAGGUGACCGUCCGCAACCUCUACGGAUUGCGCACGCACGAGGCGAUGGGCGCGAGCCAGUGGGUGGCGGUCACCGACGUGGCGCUCCGCCACCGCGCGGACUCCAUGUCCUGGCUCAUGGCUGACCUGGAGACGUCCAAGGCAGUCCCCGGGGUGGAGACGAUGGAUUUUGCCUCCCCCGGGAUGUCGCUCACCAAUCGCUCGACGUGGGAGGCGAUCAUGCACGGCCGCGCCGGGGUGAUGCCGUCCCCAUCCAUGGCGGGCGGCACCCCGUUGAUGAGCGGCUACGGCGGCGGCGGCGCGAUGAUACCCACGCCCACGGGCGCGCCGAUGUCCGGGACGCCGAUGUCCGGCGGCGGGGGCCUCAGGCCCAUCGCGCUGGCCAACUCCCUCGCCGUCCUCGGCAAGAGGAACGCUCCCUCGGAGGGGAGGGACGUCGACGCCAUGCCGCCUCCCCCGUCGCGCGCCAGGGUGGACGACGCCGCCGAGAGGAAGGCCAGGCAGGAGCGCGCGGAGACCGCCGCGGCGGCGCACCUCAAAGACGGCGUCGCCGCCCUGUUCAAACACGGCGGCGAGGAGAAGGGCUCCGUGCCGCUCCGCAACGUCGUCUUCGCCAAGUCGUUACUCGCCAACAACAAGUUCAUCACCGCGGUGGAGAAGCUGGACACGUCGUCGCUGGACGCGCUGCUUCGCACGGUGGAGCCCGCGGUCGCGGCGAUCCUCCAGGUGCAGAAGGACUCCGAGUUUGACAUGUUCGACGAUCUCCUCGGUCGACUGGAAUCCCUCAACGCGACCGCCGCGCGCGCCGCCGCACUGGCCGCGGACCCGUCGGGAGGGACCGGGAACGACACCCCGGGGUACUCCCCCGGCGUCGCGGCUCCGACCGACGUCACCAACCUACUCGCCGUGGGCGUGCUCUGCGCGAGGGUGCAGAAGAACGGUUACAAGACGAAACGGUCCCUGCCGACCCGAGUGACGCACGCGCUGAACGCCGCGCUCGACAUGUCGCCCGGGCGGUUCGGCGCGGUGGGCGUCGCCGUCGUGCAGGCGAGCCUGAGGGAGCUCGGGUACGAGGGGGGAGCGGCUCCGUUGCCCGCGGCGGUGCCCCCGGUGGGCGUCCCGCCUUCGCCGGCUGCGAGCAGGUCCGCGGAGAGAGAACGGGAGGAGGCGAGGAGGUCCGCGCCGACACCGGCGCCGGUGUCGUCAUCCUCCGACUCAUCCGACGACGACGACGACGACGACGACGACGACGACGACUCGGAGUCCGGUGCGGAGGAGGAGGAGGUUGCGCCGACCCAGCCGGAGCCCGAGAAGCCGAAGCCCGCCAAGACCCAGCCGGAUCCCGAGAAGUCGAAGCCCGCCAAGACCCAGCCGGAUCCCGAGAAGUCGAAGCCCGCCAAGACCCAGCCGGAUCCGAAGGCCAUGAGCAUCUUGGCGAACAUCACCCUCGACGAUUUGCACGCGAAGAAGGCACCGGCACGGGAGGAGAAGGAGGAGUCGUCGGACUCUGAUUCCGACGACGACGACGACGAUGACAGCGACAGCGAUGAGGCUCCGGCAAAGGAGGAGGAGAAGACGGAGACGAAGAUAUCCGGGAUCGACUCGGACUCCAACAGCGACUCUGACUCGGAUAAGUCCUCCUCCUCUUCUUCCUCCUCCUCUUCCUCAUCCUCCUCCUCGUCGUCAGAGUCAGACUCGGACUCUGACUCUGAUGACGAAGACGAGAAGAAAUCAACGUCCUCAUCUGAUGACGUACCAAUCUCCCAGCUCGCCAACCACAAACCCAAGGAGAAACCCGCGGCGGCUAAGGAGCCGGCGGCGCCCGCGAAGGAGCCAGAGCGGGCACCCGAGCCCUCCAAGGAGUCAGAGCCAGCAAAGGCCAAGAGGGCGCCGAGCGCUUACAUUCUCUUUUGCAACGAGGAGCGCGCCAAGCUGCCGGACACCUUGGACGCCAAGGCGAAGAUGACCGAGCUCGGCGCGCGGUGGAAGGCGCUCGACGCAAAAAAGAAGGCGAAGUUCGAGAAUAUGGCCAAGGACGGGAAGGAAGCCGCCAAGAAGGCUGAGGCGGCAAAGGCGAACGCGGAUGCGAACCCAACGAAGGAGGCUUCCAAGGAGCAGCCGCAAAAGCAGCAGCGGCAACAGAAGCAGCCCCAGGGCGCCAAGAGCGGCAACGCGCCGGCUAACAAGCCCCCGGCGGAGAAGAGGAAGAACCCCGCGGAGGAUGCGCGGUUCGCACACCUCGCCGUCUCCCCCGGCAACCUCUCCAAGCUUCUCAAGGCGGCGACCAAGACCCCAAAGGUUAAGGUUCCCGCGGCGGGGGCUGGUUCGGGCGCCGCCGCCGCCGGGGGCGACACGCUCGCCGCCGGGAAGAAGCAGCGGCCGCCCAAGAAGAAGGACGAGGUCCCUAAGGACAACGACGACCUGAUGACCGUUCGAUGCGGUGGUCUGGUGGGGUCCUACAUCAUCAGCGAGAAGAUGGUCCUGUGCGACGGCAAGAAGAUGACGCCGGCUAAGUUUGAGGAGAAGAGCGGCGUGAAGACGAGGCGGUGGAAGCGGACCAUCAAGGUGGACCCCGCGCCGGAGACGGGCGCGAAGCCGAUGGCGAUCGGGGAUUUCUUUUCGAUGAUGGGCGUGGACUUCGACGAGGCGACGAAGCAGUGA